Acaulospora colombiana is the source of this 594-nucleotide messenger RNA. The record is from the annotation of a GenBank genome assembly. Lineage: Eukaryota; Fungi; Glomeromycota; Glomeromycetes; Diversisporales; Acaulosporaceae.
AUGGUUCAAAGACAACCACCGAGACAAGAACAGAACAUAUAUUCUCCUUACUAUUAUCCGAGUUUUUCGCGUUAUAACUAUCCUUCAAAAAUUGGUGGUGAUGAGGAAGUUUAUACGGAGCCUAAAUUUACUUUUCCGCGUUGGGAUGAAGAAGCCGCUGAUUGUGCAACCCCGGUAACUCCACGUCUCCGUAGAGCCUCUCUAUCCGAUCUCUCCGAAGACUUGGAUUAUUUUAAUAGAGAAACAAAAACUCCUUUACAAACAUCGACAACCAAUAAUCCCGAGGUUGAACAAGAAAUUGAACAAGAAGAUGAAGGAGAAACAAAUUGUGAAAAAAUUCAAGUAGAUAUCGAGUUGGCGCGUCGUGAUCAAAAGACCGACUAUGACCAAUUUCGCAAGGUUUACGCAAAUUUAAACGAUGACAUUCGCGCUCUACAACGUGAAAUCGAAGAAAUUGAAGCUGCUUGUAUGGCUAGAGGUUGGGAUUUAUCAAAAGAUACAGAUGAAAUUGUUCUAGAAUCGGAAUCGACUCCAUUAUCUGAUCAAUUAUCAGUAGCACAAGUGGCAAUGGUUCAACCAAAGGCCGAUGCUUAG